GAUCUAAUGGAUAAAAUUAUACUCUAUUGGGAGUAUAAAUGAGUUGAAAAGCUUAGGUGACACCUGCCAUACUACUGUCAACGUGUAUUAAUGCUUCUGCCUAAGUGGUCUGAUCUGUACUGUUGAAGUUAUAUACUGGAUUUGGAAAGUGCAAUUGGGUGGGAAAAUUCACUUCUAUUUUUUGCCUCAGCUCGGACCGCUGCCCCUCUGCUUCUGCCUCUGCCUUACAUUUGCUGAGAAGUUGGAACACCUGCUGCUGCCACUGCCACCAUCUAUCACAGCUGUUUCAAACCCCUGACUGCAGUUGCUGCUAGUUCUUUCCGUUCUCAAUCAAUGGAAGCCGAAGAAUGGAAAGCCGAAAUUGAGAACCCAAAACGGAGGGUUCGCAUGCGGCCGCAUGAUGAUCUUAAAUCUUCCCCGAAUUUGUUGUCAGAGGCCAGGAGAAUCAACAGUGUGAUAUUAGCCAAGGCCAAGCCCUGCCAUUGCCUGAAGCGUGGCAUUGGAAGCUUACAACGAGAUCUCACUAGUUUACGCUCUCAACACCGGAAGAAAUUGCGGCGGCUACUGCUGGUGUUGCUGCGGCGGCACAACUGGGCCGAGGCAAGUGGAGUGUUGAGUUUGCUUCAUAAAGGGACUUCUAAAGAAAUAGCUAUCUCAAAGACUCGGGCUAAGUUCUCGGCUACUUUGGAAAUUCUCAGACAUAUAAAGGGUGACUCUAUCAUCAGCUCAAAAAAGAUCCAGAAUAUAUAUGGGCUAUGGAUGACAAAGCUUGGGCCUAUGAAGAAUUGGCCAAUGAAGCACAGAGUUGCAGUUCAGUUGGAACACAACCUUUUUUGUUUGACAAGUAAGGAGAUGGAUGGUUCAUAUCAAGCUGCUUUAAGUCUAAUGCAGGAGCAUGGUUUUGAGGGUGACCCAGUUUCUAAUUUAGUUGUGGGGUUGACAUUUUAUGAAUUAUGGUAUUCUUCUCUUCCAAAAGAGAUGCAGUUGGAUAAACACAAUGAAUUUGGAAGCAACAUGCAAUGGGAUACAUUGAAAGACAACAUGUGCAUGUCAAUUGUGGAUUCAAGGGGAGAUGAUGCCCCUGAAGGUCAAGAAACUAAUUCAUUGGUACAAUGUGAUUCCAACACCUCUGUUCGGAAUGAUAAAGACAAUAUGGAUGCUGAUGUCAACCAACAUGGAGAAGGUCCCAUGGACAUUGACAACAAUCCUGAACAAAAGGUGGACCCUGAUGGUUUCCAGCCACAAGAUGUCUCUAUGCACUCUACUGAGAGGAGUGAACAUGAGAACUCAAAUUGCAGCAAUUCUCCCCCGUCCCUCUCAACUUUCUUUGUUCAUGGUCUGCCACCAUGCCUAUUGCCUAUACAAUUGCCUCAAUUGGAUAAUUUAGAGGAAUUAUAUGAUAUGCAUAAGCAAUUGCGCAAUGAUCAGUAUAACAAUGCGGUAAAGUUUUUAAGCCAUGCGGUCAACUCAAUGCCACCGGCACUUGAGGCUUUUCAUCCUCUGAUUCAGCUGCUGUUGCUUGGGGAUAAGGUUAAAGAGGCUCUUGAUAUUGUUGAAAAGUUUUCUCCUGACUCAAGUACAGUACUCCAUUUGAGACUGAAGGCUCAUCUCUUGGAGCAUUUUGAUGGCAACAACCAUGCCAAACUUGCUACAUGCUUUGAGGAUAUAUUAAAAAAAGACCCCAUCUGUAGCCACUCAUUGGGAUGGCUCACCAACUUACAUCAAAGAGGGGACUAUAGCACUGAAAUGCUGGUGGAAAUGAUAGCUUUAAACUUAGAUGCUAUAUAUGCAAAAAGCAACACAUGGAGCGAUUUUGCAUCGUGCUUACUGAAGCUUUCCCAAAUUGAAGGAGACAGUGCAUCGAUCUGCUUUAAUGGUGAUGGACUGAAGCCAAAAUUUUCUGGUUAUAUUAGUCGUGUUCCAGAAAUAUUCAUCAUUCCGGAAUCAGGAAAAUCUUGGAGGUUUCGUUGCAAAUGGUGGCUUACCCGUCACUUCAAGCAGAGCAUACUUGUGUCUGAUAUUGCUUCAGGUGAUACAGAGCUCCUCACUUACAAGGCAGCGGCAGCAUGUCAUCUUUAUGGCCGAGAAUUUGGAUAUGUUGUAAAGGCCAGCGAGUUGUUAAAGGAAGAAAAUAAUAUGGAUAUGUUGCUUGUACUAAAUACGCAUGUUAACAACUGUGUUGGAUUUUAUUUGAAUUUGGAUAGGAAAAAUAUGUGUUGAAAUAAUGUUUUGGCAAAAAGGCGUUUAAGUUAUGUUCA
This is a messenger RNA of Ipomoea nil (Japanese morning glory), 2258 nucleotides long. RefSeq lists its product as uncharacterized. NCBI's taxonomy places the organism in Eukaryota, Viridiplantae, Streptophyta, Magnoliopsida, Solanales, Convolvulaceae. Gene Ontology annotation, cellular component: RNA polymerase I transcription regulator complex. Gene Ontology annotation, biological process: transcription by RNA polymerase I. Bases 334 to 2220 code for a protein of 628 amino acids. The transcript is spliced from 11 exons. The record is from RefSeq and is a predicted model, not a curated record.